CUCCACAAAGUUAUGCAGCGUCACGCAAUCGCAACGCCGUCUUGCGUCGUCCCGACUUUAGCUAUGAAAACACCGAGUAAUUUAUUCGGCGUGAGCUGGAUUGGAAAUCUUCAUCUUCCAUGCUCACCAAACACUCCAAACCUUCUACGCUGAACAACAUGCCGGUGGAAUUCAUCAGCCUCGCUUUCCCCAAUGCCAGCACGGAGUUGCACCCAUUACCAAAUGAACCGGCCGUAGACGCCGAUUUCUUGAAACGGUAUGCACGCAAUUUGGACGACUAUGGCUUUGACUACACACUUCAGCCGUAUGAUUCGGGAGGCGCGGACCCGUGGACAAUGGGCGCCACCAUUGCGGCCGUUACCAACAAUCUCAAAGUCAUCAUUGCCCUGCGUCCAAACACUGUCAGUCCAACUGUUGCAGCCAAGUCUCUUGCCACGCUUGACCAACUCAGCCGUGGCCGCGCGGUUGUCCAUUUCAUCGCCGGUGGCAGCGACCAAGAACAAGCGCGCGAGGGUGACUUCCUCAGCAAAGACGAUCGUUACGGUCGACUGGAGGAGUACAUCAAGAUCCUGCGACGAGCCUGGCUAUCCUCCGAACCCUUUGACUUUGAUGGUCGUUUCUACACCAUCAAAGGGCAUAGCAAUCGCGUGCGGCCAUACGGAGGCCGAAAGUCCAUUCCAAUUUCCGUCGGCGGCUCCAGCCCCGAGGCUUACCGCAUCGGCGGGAGUCUGGCGGACAUUUUCGGUCUAUGGGGAGAGCCGUUGAAGGAAACCAAGGAGCAGAUCGAUAGAAUCUACGCCGAGGCUGCAAAGGCCGGGCGCACCGAUCGACCACGCAUCUGGGUCACAUUCAGACCCAUUGUUGCCGAGACCGAGGAAUUGGCAUGGGAGAAGGCGCACAAGACGCUUGACGCACUGUCGGCGAAGACGCAGCUGACGCCGAAGAUCUCGCCGGCAAGCGGAACGCCGCAGAAUGUGGGAUCACAGCGCCUGCUGGAGAUUGCCAAAAAAGGCGCCGUUCAGGAUCGUGCUCUUUGGUAUCCCACCGUCACCGCGACCAACGCCAGAGGAGCGUCGACCGCUUUGGUUGGAUCUCCGCAAACGGUGAUUGACUCCAUUCUGGAUUAUGUUGAUUUGGGAUGCGACCUCAUCUCGAUCAGAGGGUACGACAACCUCAACGAUGCCAUUGAUUAUGGCCGGUAUAUUCUGCCGGGAGUGCGGGCAGCAUUGAAGGAAAGAGAGCAGACUGUAGGCAACGCACCGCAGAGUGAGCCCGUCGUGCCGGAGAUGGUUGUUCCCAAGGGGAAUGAGGAGGUGGUGCAUAGCAGGGACUCUUCUUAGUUGUGGAUCCGUGAAAAAGCAUACAUUCGCUCACAUACCGCCCUGAACUUCUGUUCGGCCGAAGAUGCCUACAUGAGCUGAAACGUGCGAGCACGUGGUGUCGCCAAGCCUGUCAUUGGCCGCGAGCCUUGCGACUCUGCCAUGAUCAACACCUUAGCUGAAAAAGCCAUUUCUACAUAGCACUGCAACGUCAUGCCCUUGCAACAGACAGUAUUUGACGACAAGAUUCCCGUCGCGGCGCGAUGGAGCAUUUCUCUCCAUUCACAUCGUUCCUGGUUGAUCGUCAAUGGUGUCCAAGAUGUUCCGCUCAUCCAGCUCGCCCUCGAGCGUAC
This is a messenger RNA of Neohortaea acidophila, 1672 nucleotides long. Its product is annotated as luciferase-like domain-containing protein. The record is from RefSeq and is a predicted model, not a curated record. The transcript has a single exon. The coding region runs from base 120 to 1340 and encodes 406 amino acids. Lineage: Eukaryota; Fungi; Ascomycota; Dothideomycetes; Mycosphaerellales; Teratosphaeriaceae. Gene Ontology annotation, molecular function: oxidoreductase activity, acting on paired donors, with incorporation or reduction of molecular oxygen.